Molecule: messenger RNA, 1611 nt
Organism: Pyricularia pennisetigena
Lineage: Eukaryota; Fungi; Ascomycota; Sordariomycetes; Magnaporthales; Pyriculariaceae
Exons: 4
Coding region: 1-1611 (536 amino acids)
Biological process (GO): proton export across plasma membrane; regulation of membrane potential; sodium ion export across plasma membrane
Cellular component (GO): plasma membrane
Molecular function (GO): sodium:proton antiporter activity
Source: RefSeq, a predicted model, not a curated record
AUGCCGACUUUAGCAAUUACCAACUUUAACAUCGUGCUCACCGUCCUGGGUGCAUGGAUAUCUCUGUUUGGGCUGGUCUCGUACGUAUCAAAGGACAGACUGUAUCUCUCGGACCCGCUCAUCUCACUUUUGGCCGGGGUAACCUUAUCCCCACUCGCAGCAAAUCUAAUCCGGCCCCUCGAAUAUGUCGGGGGUUCAGAGGUUACUCUGGAUGAAGUGACGCUGGGUUUCAGCCGCUUGGUGCUGGGCGUGCAGCUGGUGAUGGCGGGUGUACAUCUCCCCAGCCGGUACCUGCGGCGGCAGUGGCGGCCCCUGACCAUUCUAGUGGGACCUGUAAUGGCGGGAAUGUGGCUCAUGACGAGCCUGCUGGUCUGGGGGCUCGUCGUCGUGCCUUUUAGAGGGAGCACAAUAGACGGGACUGGCGUGUUGUGGGCCAUGGCGAUCGGGGCCUGUGUUACGCCCACCGACCCGGUGCUGUCGGGCGUGAUAGUCAAGGGCCGCUUCGCAGACGAUAAUGUCCCGCAGGAGCUCCAGCGACUGAUUGUUGCCGAGUCUGGCGCCAACGAUGGGCUCGGGUAUCCCUUCUUGUUUCUUCCGCUCUUCCUGCUCAAGUACGUAGCCGCCGGUGGCGGAAAUAAUCCCUCUCCCGUCCAGGGAGGUGCGCCGACGGCCAUGGGCUUGUGGUUCGGCGAGACCUGGGGCUACGUCGUCAUUUUCGGUGCGGUAUAUGGCGCCGUGGUUGGCUGGGUGGCCAAGGAGCUGCUGCACUGGGCGGACCGGCGCAAGUUCGUGGAUCGCGAGAGCUUCCUCGUCUCCUCCAUUGCCAUGGCGCUUUUCAUCGUUGGCACUGGCGGUAUGCUCGGCAGCGAUGACGUCCUCGCCUGUUUUGUGGCGGGGAAUGUGUUUACCUGGGAUGACUGGUUCCGGUUGGAGACCUUGGACGACAUGCUCGAGCCGACGGUUGAUAUGCUGUUGAACGUUACAAUCUUCAUGUGGUAUGGGGCCAUAUGCCCUUGGAACAGCUUUCUGCACAACGACGUGGUCCCCAUCUGGCGCCUUGUAUUGCUCGGGGUUCUGGUCCUGGCCCUGCGCAGGUUGCCGUUCGUGCUCGCCGCGCACCGAUUCAUUCCGCAGAUCAGCGGAGAGCACAAUGGUAAUGGUAACAACGACGGCGGUGGCUUGAGGCAGGCGCUUUUCGUGGGCUUCUUUGGCCCCAUUGGCGUCUCCGCCAUAUUCUAUCUGCAGGUGGCGAUUGAGUUUGUCGCAGCGCUUGGUGAAAUGGGCCUUGGAGACCAUAACAGUGUCAAAGGAUUGACCGAGAUGCUGAGAGUCGUGGUUUGGUUCAUUGCAGUUUGCAGCAUUGUCGUUCACGGACUGAGUAUCCCCUUCGGCAAGAUCUUUUUCCGUUUCCCGCAGCAAUUCUUGGGGGCCUCGUGGGGUCAGGCACUGAGCCGCUCAUCCACAGUAGCAAUCCUCACGCCGUCCCAGGGGUUGCCCAUCACAGCGCCGCCCACCACAGGGCCGCCAUCAUCCCGGGACGGCGAGCCGAGGCCCAGACCCUCGGGCCCUGGCAUAUCGUUUCAGGAGAGUGGCCGACGUCCGUCGGCUUAA